Saimiri boliviensis boliviensis (Bolivian squirrel monkey) is the source of this 3661-nucleotide messenger RNA. Lineage: Eukaryota; Metazoa; Chordata; Mammalia; Primates; Cebidae. The record is from RefSeq and is a predicted model, not a curated record.
GUGUCUACGUGUGUGUGGACUGUGUGUUGGGCGUCGUGCCUGCCCGUGUCCUUGGGGUCUGUGUGCUCUCCGCACAUAGGUAAGUACCGCGUGCACACCCUGAAUGUGGGUGAACUGUGUGCUCUGGAUUUGUCGGCUGAAGAGGGGCUGUGUGGCCUCCUGGGGGGAUGUGAAUGCAUAAUUUCUCUAAAGUGCUUCAAGGGGAUGGGAGCGCCUGAAAUCUGGGGGAAGUGGGCCAAGGAGUAUUAGCAAGGUUUGGGCCUGGUUGCAUUUCAUGACUUUUUCCAGGAAAAUAAAUUAUGGGUGACUUGCAGGAGGGUGCUGCUGAGAUGGGGGCAGACUAUGAAGCGCGGAGGGGUCUCGGGUGUUGCUGGAGGGCAGCCGCAGCCUGCGGAGAGCCUCGGCGCGCUCCUCCCUUUCCCCCAUGCUCCCCCCAGCCCGGGCGGGGCGCCGCGUGGGGCGGGGGCUGCCGCGACCGAGCGAGGGGGACGGGUGGGUGCUGCGCGGCGGCCGUGAUGGCGGGUGGCAGCGAGGCCGAGCAGGGGACCGGGGCCGCGGCCCGGGAGAGGGCCAGCCGCACGGAGCCCUGAAGCACCGCCUGGCCCGACUCCACCAUGAACGUCGCGCUGCAGGAGCUGGGAGCUGGCGGCAACGUGGGAUUCCGGAAGGGGACAAGGCAGCUGCUAGGCUCCCGCACGCAGCUGGAGCUGGUCUUGGCAGGCGUCUCUCUACUCCUGGCUGCACUGCUUCUGGGCUGCCUUGUGGCCCUGGGGGUCCAGUACCACAGAGACUGACAGUCUCCUACCCUCCGGCCAUGUCCCCUGCCACAGACCCAUCCCACAGCACCUGCUUCACAGAGGCCUGCAUUCGAGUGGCUGGAAAAAUCCUAGAGUCCCUGGACCGAGGGGUGAGCCCCUGUGAGGACUUUUACCAGUUCUCCUGUGGGGGCUGGAUUCGGAGGAACCCCCUGCCUGAUGGGCAUUCUCGCUGGAACACUUUCAACAGCCUCUGGGACCAAAACCAGGCCAUACUGAAGCACUUGCUUGAAAACACCACCUUCAACUCCAGCAGUGAAGCUGAGCAGAAGACACAGCGCUUCUACCUAUCUUGCCUACAGGUGGAGCGCAUUGAGGAGCUGGGAGCCCAGCCGCUGAGAGACCUCAUUGACAAGAUCGGCGGGUGGAACAUUACAGGGCCCUGGGACCAGGACAACUUUAUGGAGGUGUUGAAGGCAGUAGCGGGGACCUACAGGGCUACCCCAUUCUUCACCGUCUAUGUCAGUGCUGACUCUAAGAGUUCCAACAGCAAUGUUAUCCAGGUGGACCAGUCUGGGCUCUUCCUGCCCUCUCGGGAUUACUACUUAAACAGAACUGCCAAUGAGAAAGUGCUUACUGCCUAUCUGGACUACAUGGAGGAGCUGGGGGUGCUGCUGGGCGGGCGGCCCGCCUCCACAAGGGAGCAGAUGCAGCAGGUGCUGGAGCUGGAGAUACAACUGGCCAACAUCACGGUGCCCCAGGACGAGCGGCGCGACGAGGAGAAGAUCUAUCACAAGAUGAGCAUUUCAGAGCUGCAGGCUCUAGCGCCCUCCAUGGACUGGCUUGAGUUUCUGUCUUUCUUGCUGUCGCCGUUGGAGCUGAGUGACUCUGAGCCCGUGGUGGUGUAUGGGAUGGAUUAUUUGCAGCAGGUGUCAGAGCUCAUCAACCGCACGGAACCCAGCAUCCUGAACAAUUACCUGAUCUGGAACCUGGUGCAAAAGACAACCUCGAGCCUGGACCGACGCUUUGAGUCUGCACAAGAGAAGCUGCUGGAGACCCUGUACGGCACUAAGAAGUCGUGUGUGCCACGGUGGCAGACCUGCAUCUCCCACACAGAUGACGCCCUUGGCUUUGCUUUGGGCUCCCUCUUCGUGAAGGCCACAUUCGACCGGCAAAGCAAAGAAAUUGCAGAGGGGAUGAUAAGCGAAAUCCGGGCUGCAUUUGAGGAGGCACUGGGACAGCUGGUUUGGAUGGAUGAGAAGACCCGCCAGGCAGCCAAGGAGAAAGCAGACACCAUCUAUGAUAUGAUUGGUUUCCCAGACUUCAUCCUGGAGCCCAAAGAGCUGGAUGAUGUUUAUGAUGGGUACGAAGUUUCUGAAGAUUCUUUCUUCCAAAACAUGUUGAAUUUGUACAACUUCUCUGCUAAGGUGAUGGCUGACCAGCUCCGCAAACCUCCCAGCCGAGACCAGUGGAGCAUGACCCCCCAGACAGUGAACGCCUACUACCUUCCAACUAAGAACGAGAUGGUCUUCCCCGCAGGCAUCCUGCAGGCCCCCUUCUAUGCCCGCAACCACCCCAAGGCCCUGAACUUUGGUGGCAUCGGUGUGGUCAUGGGUCACGAGCUGACACAUGCCUUUGAUGACCAAGGGCGCGAGUAUGACAAAGAAGGGAACCUGCGGCCCUGGUGGCAGAAUGAGUCACUGGCCGCCUUCCGCAACCACACGGCCUGCAUGGAGGAGCAGUACAACCAAUACCAGGUCAAUGGCGAGAGGCUCAACGGCCGCCAGACGCUGGGGGAGAACAUCGCCGACAACGGGGGGCUGAAGGCUGCCUACAACGCUUAUGAAGCGUGGCUGAGAAAGCAUGGGGAGGAGCUGCAGCUGCCAGCCGUGGGGCUCACCAACCACCAGCUCUUCUUCGUGGGAUUUGCCCAGGUGUGGUGCUCGGUCCGCACACCAGAGAGCUCUCACGAGGGGCUGGUGACUGACCCCCACAGCCCUGCCCGCUUCCGCGUGCUGGGCACCCUCUCCAACUCCCGCGACUUCCUGCAGCACUUCAGCUGCCCCGUCGGCUCCCCCAUGAACCCGGGGCAGCUGUGCGAGGUGUGGUAGACCUGGACCAGGGGAGAAAUGGCCGGUUGUCCCCGGACCCAGGGCAGCUCUCCCGACGAGGCCGUUUGCUCCCUGGGUUGAAAGGAAGCACAUGCAAACUGGGCGGGGUUUAAUCCCUCCUCACCACCGGUGACACGGUGACACGAGUGCGGUCCCUUCUCAGUCACCACGUUGUGCCUCUGCUUUGGGGGUGCCCCUGCCUCCAGCAGAGCCCCCACCAUUCACUGUGACAUCUUUCCACGUCACCCUGCCUGGAAGAGGUUUGGGCGGGGAGGCCAGUUCCCACAGAAAGGAGUCUGCCUCCUCUGGCCCCAAGCUCACUCAGCCUGGCGGCCACCGGGCCUGCCAGUGCCUGCCCCACUCUGACAUGCAGGCCUGGGUGGUGGACCUCCCGGGCUCCUCCCCAGGCUCGCUCAUGCACACUUAGGGGUGGACUCAGCUCCCCACUUCCAGGGGCUGCCCCCACCCCACCCUGUGCUCCUCAUGCCCCUGCUCCCAAUACCACUGCUGACCUUCACUGAUGGCUCCUAGUGGAAGCCCAAGGGCCUCUGAAAGCCCCCGGCUGCUCCCUGUUUCCCUGGGCUGAGAGGGGAAGUGCAUAUGUGUAGGGGGUUCUGGUUCCUGUGUCUUAGGGUUCAAGCCUUAGCAGGUGACUGAGUCUCCCUGGACCGAGCAGGAAAGCAGACAGAGCAGAGAGAAGGAAGAACAGAGUUUAUUUUUACAGAAAAGAGGGUGUGGAGGGUGUGGUCUUGGCCCUAUAGGACCCUGUGCCAAUAAAUAGACAUGCAUCCAUCA